Molecule: messenger RNA, 913 nt
Organism: Macadamia integrifolia
Lineage: Eukaryota; Viridiplantae; Streptophyta; Magnoliopsida; Proteales; Proteaceae
Product: protein LURP-one-related 10-like
Exons: 3
Coding region: 90-785 (231 amino acids)
Source: RefSeq, a predicted model, not a curated record
UGUAGAAAAAGAGGAAAAGCACUUAGUUUCUCUGUCCAAGUAUCCCAUCGAAAUAUCUCGAUUCCCGGAUAAGAAAGAGAGAGAAAGCCAUGUCUUUUAUACCCCGUCCCCCUGACAUCACAAGGAAAACAUCUUUCUCGGGCAUCGUCUCCGCCGUGACCAUGGCUCAGCCCUCCAACUAUCCACCCUUAUCCAACCCCGUCGUCGUCGUCGGACCUCAAUUCUGUGCUCCUUACCCUGUAGAUCUUACCAUCAUAAGGAAGGUUUUAUCCCUUGGUGAAGGUAAUUUCGCCGUCGCCGACGUUAACGGUAACAUCGUCUUCAAAGUUAAGGAUACCCUUUUAAGUCUUCGUGAUCGUCGUGUUCUUGUCGACGCCAAUGGAAAUCCCCUCCUCUCUAUGCAGCAAAAGAUACUGAGUGCUCAUAGGAGGUGGCAAGUGUUCAGGGGAGAUAGCUCGGACUCGAAAGAUCUAUUAUUUAGUGCGAGGAAGUCUUCUAUGAUCCAAUUUAAGACGGAACUGGAUGUGUUCUUGGCCGCUAAUACCAAGGAGGAAGUUUGUGAUUUCAAGAUUAAAGGGAGUUGGUUGGAGAGAUCUUGCACGAUCUAUGUCGGAGACUCGUUUAACGUGAUCGCCCAAAUGCAUAAGAAACAUACUGUUCAAAGCAUUGUGUUAGGGAAGGAUACUUUCACGGUGACUGCGUACCCUAACGUCGAUUAUGCGUUCAUCGUUUCCCUCGUCGUCAUUCUAAACGAGAUCAACGAGGAUAGGGACGGAAGCGAUUGAGACAGAGAGAAGUAAUUUCCUGCUUGUACCCCAAAAAAAAAAAAAAAAAAAAAUUCCUGCUUUGUUUUUUGUUUUUUUGUAAUUUUUGUUCAGAUUUAAUAUAUUUCCAUGUGUUUUUGUUUUGGAUA